CCAAAAUAACUGAUAACAUUUCUGAACCCAAAAAUCUCAACAAGAAGAAGACGAAGAAGAAGAAGAAGAAGAAGAAAAUGGCUUUGUUCGUUACAGAAGAGGAGUUUGAGCUCUUGGAAAUGGAGGAGGAUGUUGUUGAUUCGGAACUUUCAGUUUGGGAGUUUGUUGAUUUGGAAGAAAAUGGUAGUGAUGAUAAUGAUCAGAAUGAAGUUGAAGAUAAUAAUGGGUCUGGGUUUGAAUCUUCUCCAUUAGAACAAGAUCAUCAUCCAAUUGAAGUACGCGGUGUUCAUAUUCUUCAUCGUUUUGGUGAUACUGGUCGUUAUGAGGGUUUUGAUGAAGGAAAUGAUUAUGAUGAUGAUGAUGAUCGGUUUGACGAGGACGAUGAUGAGAAUGAGGACGAGGAUGAAGAUGGUUCGUAUGGAUUGAAUGAUGAGUUGGUUCCUUGGUCAGUGAGCGAUAAAUUUGGUGGGAGGGAGAGAAUGAGGAAAUUGGGGAAAAGGGGUUUCCCUAAGAUGUUUAAUUCGAAGAAAUCGCCUUAUUUAUUUGUAAGGCCUGGUGUUGUUCGUGGUAAGCAUGGACUGGGAUUGAAGCACAGCCUCUAAUCUAAUCCAAAGUUUGACUCUUUAACUGGGUAUUUCUUAGAUUAUUGAAAUCUUUUCAGUUUUUUCUUUUAUUGUUGUUUUUUUUUUUUUCAGAUUAGAUUAGGUAAGAUAAGAUAGACUAAGCUUUUAUAAUUGGUGGCUUUAUUUUCAUGGUGAUAUAUUGAGGAUUGGGUUGGUUUAUGUUACACACCAAAUCUCUCUCCUUUUUCACUGUUUGGUAAUUGUUUAUAUCUAAGGUAUCUGUAAUAGAAUAAAAUUAUAUGUGAAUAUAUAAAUUUGCCCAGAAAUAAAUAUCUAUGGUUUUUCAA
Molecule: messenger RNA, 910 nt
Organism: Cannabis sativa
Lineage: Eukaryota; Viridiplantae; Streptophyta; Magnoliopsida; Rosales; Cannabaceae
Exons: 1
Coding region: 78-602 (174 amino acids)
Source: RefSeq, a predicted model, not a curated record